AUGGCAGAGAAAGAAGGUGCAAUUGUUGGCAAGGGCCAUGAGGAGGGAAUGAAAAUGGCAAUCUCCCUCUUAGAAGAAUCUGGACUUCCACUGGGGCUUCUUCCUCUGGCCGGCGUGAUCGAAGUCGGUUAUGUCAGGAGCACCGGUUACAUGUGGAUCCUGCAAAAGAAGAAGGUUGAACAUAACUUCAAGUUGAUUAGCAAGCUUGUGAGUUAUGACACUGAGAUCAAUGGUUAUGUUCAGAAGAAGAAGAUCAAGAAGCUCAAAGGGGUGAAGGCCAAGGAGCUUAUGCUUUGGCCUCCAGUUAGUGAAAUAAGUGUUGAUGAUCCUCCCACUGGGAAGAUUCACUUCAAGAGUCUUGCUGGGAUCACAAAAACAUUCCCACUUGAGGCUUUUGCUUCAGGCCAGUAACAUAACUAUCCUAUGUAAUCAAUUGCCUUUGCUUGAGUCUCAAGCAAAACUAAGUAAUAAAUCUGUCAUCUUUCCUUUUCAA
This is a messenger RNA of Arachis stenosperma, 493 nucleotides long. RefSeq lists its product as uncharacterized. The record is from RefSeq and is a predicted model, not a curated record. The transcript has a single exon. Bases 1 to 411 code for a protein of 136 amino acids. Lineage: Eukaryota; Viridiplantae; Streptophyta; Magnoliopsida; Fabales; Fabaceae.